AUGGCACCUCCCAGACCCCUUCUGAUGCUGGCCCUGCUGGCAUGGGCUGUUCUGGCUGACCAAGAGUCGUGCAAGGACCGCUGCACUGAGGGUUUCAACGCUGACAGGAAGUGUCAGUGUGAUGAGCUCUGCUCUUACUACCAAAGCUGCUGCGCUGACUACGUGGCUGAGUGCAAGCCCCAAGUGACUCGUGGGGAUGUAUUCAUGCUGCCUGAAGAUGAAUAUGGAAGCUUUGACUACAAUGAGGAGACCACAGCCAACGCCAGCCUCCAUGCACAGACAGAGAGCCCCACGCAGAGCUCCGACCAGCUCAGCACCACACAGAAUCCUGUUCCGAACCCUGAGAAUGAAAGGUUGACCCCAGGGCCUGAGGGAACCCUAACAUCUGAGGCGACCCUGGCAGAGGAGAAGCUGUGCAGUGACAUGCCUUUUGAUGCCUUCACCGACCUCAAGAAUGGCUCCCUCUUUGCCUUCCGAGGUCUGUACUGCUAUGAGCUGGAUGAAAAGGCAGUGAUGCCUGGGUACCCCAAGCUCAUCCGAGAUGUCUGGGGCAUCGAGGGCCCCAUUGAUGCCGCCUUCACUCGCAUCAACUGUCAGGGGAAGACCUAUCUUUUCAAGGGUAGCCAGUACUGGCGUUUUGAGGAUGGUGUCCUGGAUCCUGAUUUCCCUCGCAACAUCUCUGAUGGCUUCAAGGGCAUCCCGGACAAUGUGGACGCAGCCUUGGCCCUCCCUGCCCAUAGCUACAAUGGCCAGGAGCGGGUCUACUUCUUCAAGGGGAAACAGUACUGGGAGUAUGAGUUCCAGCAGCAGCCAACUCAGGAGGAGUGUGAAGGCAGCUCUCUGUCGGCUGUGUUUGCACACUUUGCCCUAAUGCAACGGGAUAGCUGGGAGAACAUCUUUGAGCUUCUCUUCUGGGGCAGAUCCUCUGGUGGUGCCAGCGAGACCAAGUUCAUCAGCCAGGACUGGCCUGGUGUGCCAGAGCAGGUGGAUGCUGCCAUGGCAGGCCGCAUCUAUAUCUCAGGCUCCGCCCCCCACUCUUCGUGGGCCAAAAAGCACAAGUCUGCACGUCGCAAUCGCAAACGCUACAGGUCUCGUGGUCGUGGCCAGCCAGAAGUCACGCCGGCCAUCCCGCUCAGUCUGGCUGUCUUGGUUCUCCAGUGA
This is a messenger RNA of Orycteropus afer afer, 1161 nucleotides long. Lineage: Eukaryota; Metazoa; Chordata; Mammalia; Tubulidentata; Orycteropodidae. The record is from RefSeq and is a predicted model, not a curated record.